Drosophila gunungcola (fruit fly) is the source of this 1160-nucleotide messenger RNA. RefSeq lists its product as uncharacterized. Lineage: Eukaryota; Metazoa; Arthropoda; Insecta; Diptera; Drosophilidae. The record is from RefSeq and is a predicted model, not a curated record.
AUGGCCUGGGUUCCUAAUUCGCGUUUCGAAGACGACCUGGUAAGCAUGGAUCCGGAUUUUAAUCACAUCCACGGCCAGCUGGCCUACGAGGCGAAGAAGAAGCAAGAGUUUUGCCCGCGUCCCAAGAGCACCUACGAAUACCUGUCGACUCGGGAAAAGCGAAAUUCCGAGCUGGAAAAACUGCACGGUAAUCCAGGCGGCAAGGGCCGGGAAAUUCGUAACUGCCUGCAAAUGAUGGAGAAAAUUCAGAAAAUUGCGGGUACAAAGCCGCUAGGCGAACACGCCACCAUGGCCGACUGGGACGACACCAGCACUGCGGAACUGGAGGCCGUGGCCAUGAUGCGGCACUUUGGCAUGAUGUCCAUGGCGGAGGACUCGAUGCCUGUCCUGCCCGCAAUCAAUCCUACGCAAGGACCCAUACACGUCAUACGGAACGGUCGCCAACGCUUUCCCCUUAUCACAGACCCCGAAUUCUUCAAGCCACGAAAAACGCCCCGGCCGAAGAAUCCCAGUCCCGACGACUCCAUCAAUGACUCUUUUCACACAGCCGAAAGUACCGGCAGCUUUAUCAGUCUGUACGGCUCGGCCAACUCCCACUUAAGCAGUAGCUCGGGAAGUGCAAAGCUCAAAGAGUCAAAGCGGGAGAAGAAGUACCUGGAAAUACCAUAUCAACCGCUGGAGGAGAGUUUCGAUCAGGCCGAGGAAGCCUUGGCCAAGGAAGCGAUCCCAGCAAGAAUCAAAAAAAGCAAAGAGAAAAGAAGGAACGAGAGACUUGGGAAUAAAAACGGAUCUAUGAACCAAAAACAUUAAAAAACAGUUCCUUUUAGUUGCCUGAAUUUAAUAACUAAAGAAUCGAAAGGUUUUUUUUCAACUCUCUAGGAUCUGAGAUUUUACAUUGAGCGGUCUAUAUGAACAUUAAGUUCCUUCCUAACAAAACUGUAUGCAACAUAAUCUAUUUUUUCUAUAGAUACCAAGAGACUUCCCGCUUUCCUUAUAUAAUAGGAUAAUUUAUGUAUUUAUUUAAACACAAAAAAACUUAAAGAAAUCAUGUAUUGAAACAACAACAACACUAUGUUUGAAACCAUUUCGGUUUCAAGGAAACUCUGCUAAGGGGUUCUUUAUACUUUCCUUAUACAAUCCUAAUAAAUAACAUAGUAUCU